AUGCACGCUACCGACGACGAGACCACCACCAUCCCCCGAUUCCCUUUCCAGCGGGCCUCGGCAUUUGAACCCCCUGCAGAGUUUGCUCGCCUCCGAGCCAAUGAACCAAUCUCUCGAGUGGAACUCUUUGAUGGGAGCUUGGCGUGGCUGGUGGUCAAACAUGAGGAUGUAUGCAGGGUAGCUACGGACGAGAGACUCUCCAAGGAGAGAAACAGACUUGGCUUCCCCGAGCUGAGUGCCGGUGGUAAGGCUGCAGCCAAGAAUAAGCCCACGUUUGUUGACAUGGAUGCUCCCGCACACAUGAACCAGAGAAGCAUGGUGGAACCUUUCUUCACUGAGGAUCACGUGGAGAGUUUAAGACCUUAUAUCAAAGAGACUGUUCAAGGUCUUUUGAAUGAUAUGGUGGCUAAGGGAUGCGAGGAGCCCGUCGACCUGGUCGAGAAGUUUGCGCUUCCCGUUCCAUCUUACAUCAUCUACACUAUCUUGGGAGUUCCGUUUGAGGAUCUCGAAUACUUGACUGAACAGAACGCCAUCCGCAGCAACGGCAGCGGCACUGCCCAAGAAGCGGCGGCCGCCAACCAGCAGCUGCUCAAGUAUCUUGCAAAGCUUGUGGAUCAACGCCUCCAAGAGCCCAAGGACGACCUCAUCGGCCGCCUAGUUGCCGAGCAACUCGUACCCGGGCACAUUGAAAAGUCCGACGCCGUGCAGAUCGCUUUCCUGCUGCUUGUGGCGGGAAAUGCGACCAUGGUCAACAUGAUUGCUCUGGGCGUCGCCACGCUGAUGCAGAACCCCAGUCAACUCGACGAGCUGAAGGCCGACCCGACCCUUGUCCCUGGCUUUGUGGAGGAACUAUGCCGCUACCACACCGGUUCCUCCAUGGCCAUGAAGAGAGUGGCCAAGGAAGAUAUGGAGCUCGGUGGACAACUCAUACGUGCUGGAGAGGGUAUCAUUGCCUCGAAUCAGUCCGCCAAUCGGGAUGAAGACGUGUUCCCCAACCCCGACGUAUUCGACAUGCACCGUGAUUUCGACUCUCGUGACGGGCUCGGGUUUGGAUUUGGCCCACAUCGUUGCAUCGCAGAGUUGCUAGCCAAGGCCGAGCUAGAGACCGUUUUCGAAACCUUGUUCGCUACCCUGCCGGACUUGAGAGUGUCGAUCCCUCUUGAUGAGAUUGAGUGCACGCCGCGGCACAAGGAUGUUGGCAUUGUGAGACUGCCCGUUGUUUGGUAG
Molecule: messenger RNA, 1227 nt
Organism: Fusarium falciforme
Lineage: Eukaryota; Fungi; Ascomycota; Sordariomycetes; Hypocreales; Nectriaceae
Exons: 8
Coding region: 1-1227 (408 amino acids)
Molecular function (GO): monooxygenase activity; iron ion binding; heme binding
Source: RefSeq, a predicted model, not a curated record